AUGAUUAUAUUCCAUAACCAACGUCAAUCUUCUUCAAUCGGUCCAAUAACCCCUCAAACCGAGUUGUUAAUGUUUGGAUUUGUGAACAGAGAGACGAAGCAUCUUGUUGUUCUCGUCCUCCUGAUAUUACAUCUCUUCAUCGUCUCAUGUGUAGAUGCAGGCAAAGUUGUUUUGAUGGAUCCCAACAGUAUCACUCGCUCUUUCGACGACAUGGAAGCUGAUUUCUCUCCAUCAGUGAAUGUUACGGUAGAAACCGGAGUCCUUCACGUGGCUGAGCCUCUGGACGCUUGCCAAAACUUGAAGAACAAACCGGAGCAGAGACCUAACGGUACUUCCCCUUUUGUGUUGAUCGUAAGAGGAGGCUGCAGUUUUGAACACAAAGUCAGAAACGCGCAGAGAAGCGGUUUCAAGGCUGCCAUUGUCCAUGACAAUGUGGACCGCGACAUCUUACUAGCAAUGGAAGGAGACGGGGACGGUAUAACGAUUCAAGCGGUUUUUGCGACGAAAGCAGCCGGAGAAACGCUCAAGAAGUACGCCGGUUUUGAGGGAACGAGAGUCAUGUUGGUCCCUGGUUUAGAGGACCCGGUGUGGACGUUGUCCGCGACCAUGUUAUUGAUUUAUUCGCUGGCCAUGUUUGUUGUUCUGUCCACUUGUGUCUUCGUAUAUAGGCAAUGCACAUCCGAUAGCAACGCUACAUUUCAGUUCCAUGGGAUGAGCCAGAGAAUGGUGAAAGCAAUGCCGAGUGUUGCAUUCACUGGUGUACACGAAGACAACACGACUGCUUCCUCUUGCGCUAUCUGCCUCGAAGACUACAUUGUUGGGGACAAGCUCAGGGUCUUACCGUGCCAUCACAAGUUUCAUGCCGCUUGUGUAGACUCGUGGUUGACAUCAUGGAGAACGUUUUGUCCAGUGUGUAAAAGGGAUGCGAGAACAAGCACAGAUGAGCCACCAGCUUCAGAGAGCACACCGCUCCUCAGAUCAUCUCUAGUGCUUAUAGAUCCUCCUCUUGUGGAAGCUUCUUCACUUUCUUUCUCUCCAGGGCACAUGAGCUCGUCCUACAUUCAACAAUCUUUCAGCUCUUCCUCGAUAAAUAUCAGCCGUAUCUCUGAGGAUUUCAGGGAACAAGCCUCCCCAUUGCAGCAGUCGUCAUUCACUGGCCGUAUAGACUCUUUGCACUCACCGGGUUACUCGACCAUAUCACCUCUCAACGCGAUCGGCAUGCCACCAUAUCGACCUAGCCCAAGCAAUGCGUCGCCUGGGUUAGUCCAAUCAACAAAUCAUCGUUUCAAUUCUCUGCACUGCUUGGAAUCAGUAUCUUCACUGACUCAUUUCGCCUCGGCACACUCGCUUCGAUACUGUUAG
Molecule: messenger RNA, 1362 nt
Organism: Thlaspi arvense
Lineage: Eukaryota; Viridiplantae; Streptophyta; Magnoliopsida; Brassicales; Brassicaceae
Source: the annotation of a GenBank genome assembly